Messenger RNA from Pangasianodon hypophthalmus (striped catfish), 958 nucleotides. RefSeq names its product enhancer of rudimentary homolog. The record is from RefSeq and is a predicted model, not a curated record. The transcript has 4 exons. Bases 137 to 451 code for a protein of 104 amino acids. NCBI's taxonomy places the organism in Eukaryota, Metazoa, Chordata, Actinopteri, Siluriformes, Pangasiidae.
UCCCAACUACCGUAAAGCAUUAAAGAAGAAGAAGAAGCCUCUCCUUUUGCCAUUUGCGCUAACCGGAAGUUCAGUACUGCACUAUCCUAAAGCAAGACGGUUGGAGUUUGUUGAUCUUGGAGCAACUCUUUCAAAUAUGUCCCAUACCAUUCUACUUGUUCAGCCCACCAAGAGACCAGAAGGAAGGACAUAUGCUGAUUAUGAAUCUGUUAAUGAGUGUAUGGAAGGAGUGUGUAAAAUGUAUGAAGAGCACCUAAAGAGAAUGAAUCCUAACAGUCCAUCAAUCACAUAUGACAUUAGUCAGCUGUUUGAUUUCAUCGAUGACCUGGCAGACCUCAGCUGCUUGGUGUACAGAGCUGACACACAGACGUAUCAACCCAACAACAAAGACUGGAUCAAAGAGAAAAUUUAUGUAUUGCUGCGGCGCCAAGCUCAGCAGGCUGGGAAAUAAAAUGCCCCAAAUGUGCUGAUCAGAGAGCUUUCACUUUUCGGGAAAUUGGCAGGAAAGUUGGUCACUUUAAAGGGGAAACAAUGUCUAUGGACGUAAGGGAUGAUGGCCAGAUAAUUAGAUAAAUAAUUCUCAAUUCCAGUCCUGGGUGACCACUAUGAGUUCAUUAAGGCCAAGAAAAUUACUACUGGAGUUAACACCAGCCCCAAACUAACACAGUUAUUUUAAUAUGCAGAUGAAGCUAAAGACUGUUACUAGCUGAACCAGGCAGAGUAAAGUGUUUGGACUAAGCUCUACAGGCCAGUAGAUGUAUAGACUGAACUGUGCAGUAAGACUGUACAUAAGACUGGAAUUGAGAACCAGUUGUCUACAUGAAAAUGUGAUUUGGAGCUACUUUUAUUUUUAUGUGUACUGUUUUAUUUUAAAUCCCUUUUCCUGCUUCCCUUAGGUUGACAUUUUAUAAGGAAAUGUCAGAUUUUCCUCCUCCAUAAUAAAGUGGUUUUGUUUAAA